AUGGAACGGAAUGGCAACACUGUCGAAGAUUUCUCUGUCAAUGUGUUUUCUGUCACCCCUUGUCAGCCAAACAGCUCUGAAAUCCCAGCGUCUGAUGAUAACAAAGCUGGCACCACCUUACUUUUCUCUGGUUUCUUUUUGGCAGCAGUAGGAAUUACAUUCACAGUAAUGGGAUGGGUAAAACAUGAAGGCGGCGUUCGCUUUGUAUGGACACAAUUGCUCGGGCCUGUUCUGCUUUCAGUAGGUGUCACGUUUUUGCUGAUUGCUGUGUGCAGAUUUAAAGUGUUCAUGUGCAAAUCUUGGAAUCAAAGUGAAGAAAGAGCAACUGAUAGAAACCUGAUGGCCAGUGGACAGUCCUUUGUUUUUACUGGAAUUACCCGGCCAAUAACUUUCCAUGGAGCUACAGUAGUACAGUACAUUCCUUCACAUGAAACCCAAGAAGGUGUCAGCAUGAAUUCCACUAAUUUCCGCCAAGUACUCAGUCAUUCUGCACCAGUAAUUCCUGUUCCCUGCCCUCAUUAUUACAGUGUCAGCCCCCUGGAUAACUCUGUUUUUUCUGUAGAUGAGAAUCACUCUGCUUUUAUUAUGGUGGACACCAGAAGUGAAAGGUCAACAAGUAGUUCUGAAGAACCUCAACAGAUGCUUGAUGAAGACCCUUGCACUGACCAUCUACCUCCACCUUAUGAUAACCUGUUCCCGCCAUCUUCAUAAACCAAGACAUUCUAACACUUCCAUAAGGACUCAGUUUUCUUCUGUAAAACAUCCACAUAUACUACUGACAAGUGUGAAUCUAGCAUACAAUACUGACAACAGUGUCAGCUGUGUCCUGAAGCUGUGGUUUGACUAUCAUUUCUUGCUGAGAACAAGCAGAGUCUCUCCACCAGGCACCUGAGUCAAUGUGAAGGAACGGCAUUCCUCUUAAUUGUAUGUACCUUCUGUUCUGCACCUGGCUUCCUGAUUUAAAAGCACCACCUAAACUCUUCUUCUGCUUCUUCACAAUUUUUAUUCUGGGUUGCUAACUGUCCUCUCCCCUUUCCCUGCUUUUUUGGAUA
This is a messenger RNA of Sceloporus undulatus (fence lizard), 1052 nucleotides long. RefSeq names its product transmembrane protein 174 (gene TMEM174). Lineage: Eukaryota; Metazoa; Chordata; Lepidosauria; Squamata; Phrynosomatidae. Bases 1 to 711 code for a protein of 236 amino acids. The record is from RefSeq and is a predicted model, not a curated record. The transcript has 2 exons.